UUACAGCUGGUACUCGGUAAUGGCAAGGAACAACAGAAAAAUGUGAAGUGCAAUCCUUCUCAUGAGAGAGCCACCAGUGGAGGACAAAGUGUGUGCUUGGACUGGUCUGCGUAUGGUAUUGACCCUGCAGUACGAAUGUACAGUAUGUACACUGUACAUGUACAUUGUACAAGUGACAUAUUUUCCUCUGAAUGUGCACAAACUCAUUAGCAUCUUUCCAUGGGGUUGAGGGCACACAGAGGUAAUACUCUUCAAGAUGUCCUUCGUAUCUGUCUCUAUCUUUGAGAGGAUGCUAAAGCACAUGUGACCCAACUUUAUUUGGCAAUUUGUCCGCAUGUGAAGAAAUGUGCGAGACGCUGUGCGAUGUGGUCAACAGCACAAAGAACAAUGGAUAUGGGCCCGCCUUAGGGCUGGAAUUUGCCAGAGCCGCAGUUGCCAAACAAUUCUCGAUUCCAGAGUCGCCACUUACGUCAAAGGACGUGGUGCUGGCCUGCGGAUGUUCUGGUGCCAUAGAGAUAGCUCUCCUGGUGCUUGCCAACCCUGGGGACAAUGUGCUGGUCCCCUUGCCUGGUUUCUCCAUCUAUCGCACUCUGGCUGGGUCCUACCAGUUUGAACCCAGGGGUUAUAAGCUGCUGCCGGAGAAGUCUUGGGAGGCAGAUUUAGAGCACAUGGAGUCCUUGAUCGAUGACAAGACAGCUUGCAUCGUAAUCAACAGCCCCUCCAACCCGUGCGGGGGAGUCUUCACGAAGGAACAUCUUGAAGAUAUCUGCAGGAUUGCUGAGAAAUAUCAGCUGCCCAUCCUGGCUGAUGAGAUCUAUGCUGAGAUGGUGUUUCCAGGCCACUCUUUCCAUCCGGUUGCCUCUGUUGCCAAGAGUGUCCCAGUACUGACGUGCGGUGGACUUGCCAAAAGGUAUCUUGUCCCAGGCUGGAGGUUAGGCUGGAUCCUGAUCCAUGACCCCACGGAUGCCUUCAAGGAUGAGGUUCGGCAGGGUCUGAUGAACCUGGCCACACGUAUCCUUGGUCCUUGCACUCUCAUCCAGGCUGCACUACCUAAGAUCUUCUCAGACACUCCCAAGGAGUUUUACACCAAAAGUAUGAAAGUGUUCCAGGAAAAUGCAGAGAUGAUUUAUGACGCUCUGUCACAUACUCCCGGUCUGUUUCCGGUCAUGCCAUGUGGAGCCAUGUAUUUCAUGUUCGGUAUAGACAUGGAUAAGUUUGAUGGCUUCAGCAGUGACAUGGAGUUUGUGACCAGGCUGGUGGAGGAGGAAUCUGUCUUCUGUCUCCCUGGAAAGUGUUUUGAGUACCCAAACUUUGUGAGGAUCGUCACAUCUCUGCCCAAAGAAAAAACAGUGAUUGCCAUGGACCGGAUCAAAGAUUUUUGUGCAAGGCACUAUCGCGGAAAAGUGCAGGGAAAUGGAGUUAAGUAGUAAUGCAGAACAUUAGGAGGAUGACCUUUCAAACUGCAAGAAACAGUUUAAAUUUCCUGUGCUUGGAAAAGAUAUGUAUAGUUAUCAUGUAGCCCCACAACUCAACUUAUAUUUCUAUUUUUGUGAGAUGAGUUUCCUUGAGGAGAGAAAGUGAAAGUUGAUCUGUUAACAUGAGCAAAAGCAAAUAUUGCGUCAGGUGCUUUAUUUGGUUGAAAUUUGUGCUGAAACAUAGAGAAGGUUUCAGCAUGCAUACUCGACUAACAGCUCUCUGUUGGUGUUGCUCAUAUACUUGUAUAUCCUGGCAAGAGUUUGAACAGACAUCCAAAUGCUAAGCUCACAGUUCAUUUUUUGUUUCAAAAAAAGGAAUGGAAGACCAAUACAAGAAUCUUUCAACUGAAUACCAAAAGCUUUUUAUAAAAGUUAUUAAUGAGAGAAUAAAUAUGUGCAUGGCCGGUCUUAAACGUGUAUUUAAGACUGGCUAUCAGCAUUCAGUCUCCUGAGCU
Messenger RNA from Acanthaster planci (crown-of-thorns starfish), 1930 nucleotides. RefSeq names its product tyrosine aminotransferase (gene tat). Gene Ontology annotation, molecular function: L-tyrosine:2-oxoglutarate transaminase activity; pyridoxal phosphate binding. Gene Ontology annotation, biological process: L-tyrosine catabolic process; L-phenylalanine catabolic process; biosynthetic process. The record is from RefSeq and is a predicted model, not a curated record. Lineage: Eukaryota; Metazoa; Echinodermata; Asteroidea; Valvatida; Acanthasteridae.